AUUCAGAACGUGUAUCACUUCCUGGUUAAAAAAGGAAUUUGGAGGUAGUUAAUAGAUUAUUAAAGAAGAAUGGACUUGAUAUACGUUAUUCAUUAUCUAGCUGGAUUGUCAUUAGCAUAUGCAUUUGAUGACCUAUCUCACAGCAAAUUCGCUUCCCAAUCUCAUUCAUACAUAGGCACGAUAUAUGAAGCAGGUAACGCAGUUGAUAGAAAAACAUUAACGUGUAUGAGGACACAGGAUAUAGGAACCACCUCAUUGAAGAGGACUGUUUGGUGGAAAGUGGAUCUUGGUGGAGUGUAUAGUAUAUACAGCAUUAACAUACUGUUUAAAGACUACGAUGGUUACGAGAACAGACAACGUGGACGUUUUGCUGGAUUCUCUUUGUAUGUAUCAACCACUGGUGAUAUUCGGGGGUCCACUUUGUGCUACAAGAAUGGACCACAGUUACCGCCCCUGAAUUUUACAACAACGUGUACAGAACAUGGACGUUACGUCAUCUUUUAUAACGAACGACUGGAUGGAAUAAGCUAUCCAGAAGGAUAUGAAAAAACCAGUGUUUAUACUGAACUGUGUGAAGUUAUUGUACAAGGAUGUAAAAGUUCUGGUGUAUUUGGCAUUGACUGUGACAGAUCAUGCCCAGCCAACUGUAAAGACAACAUGUGUAACGCAGAGAAUAGAUCUUGUGUAGGGUGUAAAACUGGAUGGACAGGGACUUCUUGCGAUACAGAAUGUAUGGAAGGUUGGUAUGGUGUAAACUGUAGUCAGAAGUGCUUAGAACAGUGUAGAGACAACUCUACCUGCAAUCACGUGACUGGCCUCUGUGAUAAAAGAUGUGAUGCUGGAUGGACAGGAACAUUAUGUGAGAAAGCUUGUCAAUCGGGGUAUUAUGGUGAAAACUGUUCCAUGCCGUGUUCUCCAAACUGUAAAACAUGUCGAAACACAGAUGGUCUAUGUUCCUGUAAGGCUGGUUGGAUGGGUCAUAAUUGUUCAAUAGAAUGUACUCAGUCCUAUGGAGAAAACUGCCAGUAUUCGUGCAGUUUACACUGUAUCAACCAGACAUGUGACAGAUUUAACGGAAAUUGUUUGUGUGCUGGCAAACUUGAUAGAAUGCAGGAUGUUCAGACGAAUGAAGUAGCAUCUAGCACCUUUUGGAUUGUUGCCUUUUGUAUAUCGCUGGUCAUCAACAUUAUAUUCAUUUCUGCUUCGUUAAUUCGUCGACGGAAAACAUUCAGGGAACAGAAAUACACAACAGAUUUGGUUAUUUUAUCCGGAUUAACACCGAAUACAGAGCAGACUGUCGCCAUUGAACCAAAUCACUAUCAAGAACUCGGUGUAUCACUAAACGAAAACACCUAUCCAAAUCUGAGUACAGAGCAGACUGUAGCUAUUGAACCAAAUCACUAUCUAGAACUCGGUGUAUCACUAAACGAAAACACCUAUCUGAGUCACCUGUGACUGUCACAGUUUAAAAUAUGUUUGUAAUUUUUAGUGGACCUACGGGUCACAGAAUGUGUUAAAAUUGUGGACCUGUGCCAUUUAGUUACCGUUUAGUUAUUUUUAAGUGACUUUUAUGUUACUAAAUGACAUAAUUUAUAUGUUAUUGUUUCUAUUCAGUCUGUGCAAAGAAAUUGUAUAUUCUAACCUUAAGGGUAUUUACUAUGAGUAAUCAAUAGUAAAGCAAUGAUGUAUCGGCAAUGUUUUCAGAAUAGCUUACCAAUCAACUCUGCAUCAAAAAGAUACGCUAUAAAAUGAGAUGUCCACCAGGAUAUCAUAUGGGAUAAUAUUAAUAUUAAAAUCGCAUCUGUAAUAUUGUCAUUUUUAUACCACAAAUAUUUUUAUCUUUCGCGUAACUAGAUUAAAAAAUGCUAUUUACUAUUUAACAUGAACUAGCUAUCACGUAUUGUAUGUGUUUUACAUUAUAGUUUACGUCAAUGUUAAUCUAACUAAUAAGUAAGAUUUUAUAAUAAUGUACUUAUCCAAUUUUAAGGUACUUUAACUCAGGACUUAGGUCUCCAACACAGUUGGUCAAUAAUCAUUUAUUACGAUUAAGAAUUGUAUAAGUCUUUGUUUUGUGCAAUAUUACAAUAAAGACUACCAAAAAACUAAAGAAGGGUAUAGUCCACUAAUGCAUAUUGCCUAGACAGUAAUGUUAACUUUAGGGUUCUUAACUUUAGCCCUAGUUUCCGUUCAGUAACGAGAGACCUCUUAAAGGGGC
This is a messenger RNA of Magallana angulata, 2215 nucleotides long. Its product is annotated as multiple epidermal growth factor-like domains protein 10. Gene Ontology annotation, molecular function: scavenger receptor activity. Lineage: Eukaryota; Metazoa; Mollusca; Bivalvia; Ostreida; Ostreidae. The coding region runs from base 70 to 1455 and encodes 461 amino acids. The record is from RefSeq and is a predicted model, not a curated record. The transcript is spliced from 9 exons.